Molecule: messenger RNA, 775 nt
Organism: Vanessa atalanta (red admiral)
Lineage: Eukaryota; Metazoa; Arthropoda; Insecta; Lepidoptera; Nymphalidae
Gene: Bka
Product: rRNA-processing protein FCF1 homolog
Exons: 2
Coding region: 129-746 (205 amino acids)
Cellular component (GO): nucleolus; small-subunit processome
Source: RefSeq, a predicted model, not a curated record
AUUUUAUUUACUAACCCAAUAACACACUCACGUGUUAUUUGACUUAAAUCGAAUAUAAUAUAUUUAUAAAUUGAAUAUAUUAUAAUACUAUAGUUACUAUAAUCAAUUACUAACUAACUAAUUACAACAUGGGCAAGCAAAAAAAAACGAGAAAAAUCGUCGAAAAAAGAUUUGCACAAAUGAAAAAGAUUAUUAGUCCAAGUGAUAAUAGAAUAAAAGCUAGUGAGAGAGCGGACCCGAGAAAAAAAAAGAAAAUUGAUCCACAUGAGGUUAAGAUUCGUGAAGUACCGCAAGCGAGUUCUGCUUUAUUUUUUCAAUACAACACCCAAUUGGGACCUCCGUAUCACAUUUUAAUUGAUACAAAUUUCAUAAAUUUCUCUAUAAAGAACAAAUUAGAUGUUAUACAGAAUAUGAUGGAUUGUUUAUAUGCUAAAUGUAUUCCAUAUGUAACGGACUGUGUUCUAGGGGAGUUGGAAAAGCUCGGUCGUAAAUACAGAGUUGCCCUAAGAAUUAUAAAAGAUCCACGAUUCGAAAGACUUGCUUGCUUACAUAAAGGUACAUAUGCUGAUGAUUGCAUAGUGCAAAGAGUAACACAACAUAAAUGUUAUAUUGUCGCAACUAAUGAUAAAGACUUAAAGAGGAGAAUACGAAAAAUACCAGGCGUGCCUAUUAUGUAUGUCGCUGAACAUAAGUACACUAUAGAAAGAAUGCCCGAUGCCUAUGGGGCUCCUAAAGGUGCAGUAUAGUAAAUAAGUCAAUAAAAUGUUAUUCUAUA